Chlorocebus sabaeus (green monkey) is the source of this 2143-nucleotide messenger RNA. RefSeq names its product adenylate kinase 8 (gene AK8). Gene Ontology annotation, molecular function: AMP kinase activity; ATP binding. NCBI's taxonomy places the organism in Eukaryota, Metazoa, Chordata, Mammalia, Primates, Cercopithecidae. The record is from RefSeq and is a predicted model, not a curated record. Gene Ontology annotation, biological process: nucleobase-containing compound metabolic process.
GGCGCGUGCUGAUGACGCAGACGGCGCGGCGGCCCUGGCGACGCGGUUACUAGGGAGCGGCGCGCCGCGACGGCUGCAUGGACUUGGCCACCGCCCCGCACCGUAUCCCCCCCGAGAUGCCCCAGUAUGGGGAGGAGAACCACAUCUUCGAGUUGAUGCAGAACAUGCUGGAGCAACUCCUGAUCCAUCAGCCUGAGGACCCCAUCCCCUUCAUGAUCCAGCACUUGCAUAAAGACAACGACAAUGUGCCCAGGAUUGUAAUAUUAGGUCCACCUGCCUCGGGGAAAACAACGAUAGCAAUGUGGCUCUGCAAACAUCUGAACAGCAGUCUCCUCACCCUGGAGAACCUGAUCUUAAACGAGUUUUCCUUUACGGCCACCAAAGCCAAAAGGCUUUAUCUGCAAAGGAAGACAAUUCCCAGCGCGCUGCUCGUCCAGCUGAUUCAGGAACGCCUGGCUGAAGAGGAUUGCGUCAAGCGGGGCUGGAUUCUGGAUGGCAUCCCCGAGACGCGUGAGCAGGCCCUGAGGAUCCAGACCCUGGGGAUCACCCCCAGACACGUCAUCGUACUGAGUGCUCCAGACACAGUCCUGAUCGAGAGAAACCUGGGGAAGAGAAUCGACCCUCAAACUGGAGAGAUUUAUCACACCACCUUUGACUGGCCACCCGAAUCUGAAAUCCAGAACCGUCUGAUGGUGCCAGAGGAUAUCUCAGAGCUGGAGACGGCUCAGAAACUGCUGGAGUAUCAUAGGAACAUCGUCAGGGUCAUUCCCUCCUACCCCAAAAUCCUCAAAGUCAUCAGUGCUGACCAGCCAUGUGUGGACGUCUUCUACCAGGCUCUGACCUAUGUCCAAAGCAACCAUCGUACUAAUGCCCCGUUCACUCCAAGGGUGCUGCUGCUCGGGCCUGUGGGCAGUGGGAAAAGUCUGCAGGCCGCCCUCCUGGCCCAGAAAUACAGGCUUGUCAAUGUCUGCUGUGGGCAACUGCUGAAAGAGGCUAUGGCAGACAGGACCACGUUUGGCGAGCUCAUUCAGCCCUUUUUUGAAAAGGAGAUGGCAGUUCCUGACAGCCUCCUCAUGAAGGUGCUGAGCCAGCGUCUGGACCAGCAGGACUGCAUCCAGAAAGGCUGGGUGCUGCACGGCGUCCCGCGGGACCUGGACCAGGCACACCUGCUGAACAGCCUGGGCUACAAUCCCAACAGGAACAUUCAGAGUCACUGGUGGUUAAUGCCAAUGUUACACGCUGGGUGCCCACACCUCUCGAAGGCCUGCUGGAUAUCACCUUGGGCUCACACUGCAGUACGCUGACUUGGCUCCAUCAUGGUUCCCAUAUUUGUCUGCGGUCCUGCUCGAAGAUGAUGAAAUGCAAAUAGCCAUUUCUAUCCCAAACUGAAAUGCAUCUCUGUGCUUGCUUGUGGCCGAGGUACUUCAGAAAUAUCAAAGAGUAUCAUCCGCUUCCCCUUUCCUGACCUUGCCUGUUCUGCCGUCUCCUGGUAGCAUGUUGUUGCAGAGGUCCUAGGCGGCCAUGUGGCCUCCUCUUCUUUCCCUGGAGUUUCUGCUGAGCUGAGUGGGUUCUCAGCCGUUAACCAAGUCGCCCUGCAGUGGGUCCUUUGGAGACAGGCAGCGUGGUGUGAGGACAAAGAGCUGCCUUCUCGUCCCGCACUCCGGGCUGCAGUGCCCUUUGUGGGUUGCGCUGUCUGAAUGACUUAUCCCACCUGGAGAGCUCCUUCUCCAUCAUGAAGUGGAAGCGAUGAUGAGACCUAAUUCAGAUGGCAGUGGAGAGACUGGAUUCGUAAAUACAAAGAGGAGGCCUUCGUGCAUGCUCCCUCCGGUCACCAUUGUCACCUGAGUGCCACUCCAGGAGGCUGCGGGGAUGGGGUGUGAGAGCACUUGUCUCCUUCCGCAGUGAACAUGGAGGGGCUGCAUGCUCUCCACAGCGGGGAUACGCUGGUGCCGUUCCGCCCCAGCCUGGGGAUGAGCCAUACCCUCCAGCAAGGAAACUGGUUUAAAGCCACCAGCCUGAGCCUGUGCCGGGGCCCUUCCCUACCAGGACGUGAGUACCUGGGGAUUAGUCCAGGGAUGGCUUCAGCCCCCGCACUCAUGAGCCCUCUCUGCCCCAGCCACCCCAAACCCAUCGUCUAAGCAAA